UGCCGUGUAUACUGCGCUUAAAUUAUCUCCCACUUUCUCUGUGAACCGAUUCGAUAUUUCUCGUGUUAAUAAUAUCGAAAAUUUUAGAAGCUUAGAAUGUGCUAGAACUUUACUGACGGAGGAAAAAAGAGUUGUGUGAGAAAACGUUUCUUUCUCGUGCGGUGACGUACGCGAAGAAGCUUUCUGUGAAACUGCGAGACAAAAAUCUUAUAAGAACAAUAUUUAUUUGUGAUGUCUCAAGAAAAUAUGUUGCGUUGUUAUCGUCGUGGAUGCGGGAAGAUGUUCCUGCCGGAAAAUAAUAAAGACGAUGACUGUAUGUAUCAUCCAGGAUCUCCGGUAUUCCACGAUGCUUACAAGGGAUGGUCUUGUUGUAACAAAAAGUGUACAGAUUUUACAGAGUUUUUAAAUAUUAAAGGUUGCACAAAGUCAAAACACUCUAAUGAGAAACCACCUGAACCAGAGAAACCACAGAUUGAUAAAUCUAAGGCUAAUGAAAUAAUUGAAGUUGUUUCUAAACCUUCAAGACCUGAAACAUCUUUAGAAAGACCUUCUUUUGAUGCUCCUCAAUUCACAUUAUCGCCGACAAUAUCUUCGACUUUACUGGAACAAAUCAAAGGACUAACUAAGACAAAAAUCGACAAACCGACAGAAGAAACAAUAAAGAUAGGUCAAAGUUGUAAAAAUAAUUCUUGCAAAGGAACUUAUCAGGGACCUAUUUCUAACGAAGAAAUUUGUCAUUAUCACCGUGGAGUGCCAAUUUUCCAUGAAGGAAUGAAAUAUUGGUCCUGUUGUCAAAAGAAAACAACAGAAUUUUCUACUUUUUUGGAGCAACCAGGAUGCACACAAGGCAAACAUACGUGGUUUUCUCAAAAUACUGGAAAAACAGUUCAAUGCAGAAUGGACUGGCAUCAAACUCCAACACAUGUAGUCGUUUCUGUGUAUGCAAAAAAAUAUCUGCCUAGUCGGUCUGUCAUUAAAUUGAAUCCCAUCCAUUUGACUGUAGUUCUGUUUUUUGUGGAAGAAAAUUCAACAUAUGAUCUUGAUAUAGAAUUAAGAGGAAUUGUUGACGUCGAGAAAAGUAGUGUGAAUAUGCUACCGACUAAAGUAGAAAUAAAGUUGAGAAAGGCUGAGGCUGGAGCUUGGUCGAAAUUAGACGUUCCUAGAGAAGCAAAACUAAACAAUUCUGAAAUCAGUGAAAAUGUCGAAAAUCUUAAUACACAGGUGGAAGCUGUGGAUCUUAGUGAUCUUUAAUAAUUAUAUUUAGGUAUUAUAAGUAUUAAACAAUUAAAUGUACAAUCAUGAAAAUAUGAUUGUGAUGAUUUGCUCUUCUGGAAAACUUAUUUUGGUUUAGAAGAAGCUCUUUUUUAUUCUAAAACAGUGCUAAUAGUCUGUGGUUUUUUUACAAUAGUAAAGUAUCUUAACUGUAUGGGGUUCUUCUUCAUGCCCACUGAGCCAUUAUGACAUUUGUAAAAAAAAUAUUUUAAAAAUUUGUGGUAUUAAUUUUAUUGUUCAAAUAAUUGAAGAUAAUUGUUAAAUAUGUCGAAUAUUGA
Pseudomyrmex gracilis is the source of this 1550-nucleotide messenger RNA. RefSeq names its product cysteine and histidine-rich domain-containing protein (gene mora). The transcript has 4 exons. NCBI's taxonomy places the organism in Eukaryota, Metazoa, Arthropoda, Insecta, Hymenoptera, Formicidae. The coding region runs from base 232 to 1251 and encodes 339 amino acids. The record is from RefSeq and is a predicted model, not a curated record.